AUGGAGGGCCAGUUUCCACUCCAUUUCUCGUGGAUUGUUGAAGACGAGUUAUGUGCCCUUGCCUUCCCUCAUCUGAAGGACAACCUGAGAUAUCUGGUGUGUAACAAUGUAGGAUAUUUAGUCUCGCUGACUGCGGAAAGAAGUCCGGAUAUCCAAGGCUUUGAAGACGUAAUUUUUCCAGAUUUGGAAUUGGUAACGAUCGGAAUCAAAGACUUUACGGCACCAAGCCUGGAACAAGUCAAGAUAUUUCUACAGAUAAUGGAACAGGGUAAACAAAAUCGAAAGGCAGUUGCUAUCCAUUGUGCUCACGGUAAAGGCAGGACAGGUACAAUAGCCGCCUGCUACCUUGUGAAAACGUAUGGUUUGACGUCACAGCAAGCGCUAGAUAAAGUUCGACAACUCCGACCUGGUUCAGUAGAAACCGUUACUCAGGAACAAUUGGUAGCUGAAUUUGAAACCUGGUAUAAAGACAAAUUAUUAUGA
Messenger RNA from Lottia gigantea (owl limpet), 483 nucleotides. RefSeq lists its product as hypothetical. Gene Ontology annotation, biological process: protein dephosphorylation; cilium assembly. The transcript has 3 exons. Gene Ontology annotation, molecular function: protein tyrosine/serine/threonine phosphatase activity. The coding region runs from base 1 to 483 and encodes 160 amino acids. NCBI's taxonomy places the organism in Eukaryota, Metazoa, Mollusca, Gastropoda, Lottiidae. The record is from RefSeq and is a predicted model, not a curated record.